CGGCGAAGGAGGAGGUCACAACUAAUAGAAAAAAAGCUCCGAAAAAACAAGCAUACACACACAUCGAAUGAGAACAACCAAAGCAAGGCAGAGAGCGAGAGAGAGAGAGCAAAAGCACUUAAAAAGCCUAAAAAUAAUAUGGCGGCAGCAAAAAAGAAAAGGAAACGAGACGAGACAAGCCAACAAAAAGCUAAUCGGAAUGAAAACAUUUGUGGGGCUCAGCGACGUUGUUGUUGGAUGAGGUGGGAAGAGUAAGAAGAAGACCAACAAGAGCCCAAAGCAACGCACACAUACUACAAAUGGUGCAUGCACACACGCACGGGCUGGCACAAAAUGAAAAAUGAAAUGACAAAGACAGGCACAGUGGGUCAUGAGUGGUGGAUAUUUGAAACAUUAAUAAACUUAAAACUUAAUAAAUCAACUCAAUACGUAUGUCUAUUAUAUAAUUCUAUUUUACUAAACGUUUUCAUUUUACUUAUCGUAACAUUGUUUAUAUGUAUAAAAAGUUUGGAAAAAUUGCUGUUCUAAAAAAUUGACCCACUGUACUCUUGGUUCUCAAACUGCAACUGUAAAGCAAUCCAAUAAUAAUGGAUCGCUUACCACUGUUCAAUGGGGUGGAGAGAAUAAGAUUUCGCUCUGCCUCUGCGCAUACGCUAUCCUCCCCUUCUCAACCGACACACCCGUGUGUUACUGACAAGCACAACUAAUAAUAAGAGCGGACACAGAAAGCGAUACGACCACACCCGUGAGCACCACAGCAUCCCAGGGGAUUUCAGCAUCAGCGAUUCUAGCAGGAGGCACUCUUCCCUUGAAGGACAACUCGAACAUCCGCGAGAAGCCCCUCCACCAUAACUACAACCACAAUAACAACAACAGCUCCCAGCACUCACACUCGCACCAGCAGCAGCAACAACAGCAGGUGGGUGGCAAGCAGCUCGAGCGGCCACUAAAGUGCCUGGAAACGCUCGCCCAGAAGGCGGGAAUCACCUUCGACGAGAAAUACGAUGUGGCCAGCCCCCCGCAUCCCGGCAUUGCCCAGCAGCAGGCGACUUCAGGAACAGGCCCAGCAACGGGAUCAGGCUCAGUCACCCCCACAAGCCAUCGGCACGGAACUCCGCCCACGGGCCGCAGGCAAACCCACACCCCAAGCACUCCGAACAGGCCCAGUGCUCCCAGCACACCCAACACUAACUGCAACUCAAUUGCCCGCCACACCAGCCUCACGCUGGAGAAGGCGCAGAAUCCCGGCCAGCAGGUGGCCGCCACCACCACGGUGCCACUGCAGAUAUCCCCUGAGCAGCUGCAGCAGUUCUAUGCGAGCAAUCCCUACGCCAUUCAGGUGAAGCAAGAGUUUCCCACGCACACGACCAGUGGCAGUGGAACUGAACUAAAGCAUGCAACCAACAUUAUGGAAGUUCAGCAGCAGUUGCAGCUGCAGCAGCAGCUGUCGGAAGCCAACGGUGGAGGAGCAGCCUCGGCCGGAGCCGGAGGAGCAGCUAGUCCGGCCAACUCGCAGCAAAGCCAGCAACAGCAGCACUCCACAGCCAUCAGCACCAUGUCGCCGAUGCAAUUGGCAGCGGCCACUGGAGGAGUUGGCGGGGAUUGGACACAGGGAAGGACGGUGCAGCUAAUGCAACCCUCCACCAGUUUCCUGUAUCCCCAAAUGAUUGUGUCGGGAAAUCUGUUGCAUCCAGGAGGCCUCGGUCAGCAGCCAAUCCAGGUGAUCACCGCCGGCAAGCCAUUCCAAGGCAACGGCCCCCAGAUGCUUACCACCACGACUCAAAACGCCAAGCAAAUGAUCGGUGGCCAAGCGGGAUUCGCUGGCGGAAAUUACGCGACCUGCAUUCCCACAAACCACAAUCAAUCGCCCCAGACGGUGCUCUUCUCACCGAUGAACGUCAUUUCGCCACAGCAGCAACAGAACCUGCUGCAAUCAAUGGCCGCUGCAGCUCAGCAGCAGCAACUCACCCAACAGCAGCAACAGUUUAACCAGCAGCAACAACAGCAGCUUACUCAGCAGCAACAGCAGUUGACAGCUGCUCUGGCCAAGGUGGGAGUGGAUGCGCAGGGCAAGCUGGCCCAGAAAGUGGUUCAGAAAGUGACUACCACCAGUAGCGCGGUCCAGGCGGCGACGGGUCCUGGAUCUACUGGGUCAACACAGACCCAGCAGGUGCAGCAGGUUCAGCAACAGCAGCAGCAGACCACCCAAACCACUCAGCAGUGCGUGCAGGUUUCACAGUCGACUUUGCCAGUCGGUGUGGGUGGACAGUCUGUUCAGACUGCCCAACUUCUGAACGCUGGCCAAGCGCAACAAAUGCAGAUUCCCUGGUUCUUACAGAAUGCUGCAGGACUGCAGCCGUUUGGGCCAAACCAGAUCAUCCUGCGAAACCAGCCAGACGGAACCCAAGGCAUGUUCAUUCAACAGCAACCGGCGACGCAGACUUUGCAGACCCAGCAAAACCAGAUUAUUCAAUGCAACGUGACGCAGACGCCCACUAAGGCACGCACUCAACUGGAUGCACUUGCUCCCAAGCAGCAACAGCAGCAGCAGCAGGUUGGCACUACCAACCAGACGCAGCAGCAGCAACUAGCGGUGGCUACUGCCCAGUUGCAGCAACAGCAGCAGCAACUCACUGCAGCAGCUCUGCAGCGACCAGGAGCCCCUGUCAUGCCCCACAAUGGAACUCAAGUGCGUCCGGCCAGUUCCGUAUCCACACAGACUGCCCAGAACCAGAGCCUGCUGAAGGCCAAAAUGCGCAACAAGCAGCAGCCGGUGCGCCCCGCUUUAGCCACAUUGAAAACCGAAAUCGGUCAAGUCGCAGGACAAAAUAAGGUAGUAGGCCACCUGACCACCGUGCAGCAGCAGCAACAGGCGACGAAUCUCCAGCAGGUGGUUAAUGCGGCGGGCAACAAAAUGGUUGUGAUGAGCACAACGGGCACUCCGAUCACCCUGCAGAAUGGACAGACCCUUCAUGCAGCCACUGCGGCAGGAGUCGACAAGCAGCAACAGCAGCUACAACUGUUUCAGAAACAGCAAAUCCUGCAACAACAACAAAUGUUGCAACAGCAGAUUGCUGCCAUUCAAAUGCAGCAGCAGCAAGCGGCUGUUCAGGCCCAGCAACAACAGCAGCAACAGGUCUCUCAGCAGCAGCAGGUUAACGCCCAGCAACAGCAAGCGGUGGCGCAACAACAACAGGCAGUCGCGCAGGCUCAGCAACAGCAGAGGGAGCAACAGCAGCAAGUUGCCCAAGCCCAGGCGCAGCAUCAACAGGCUCUCGCGAAUGCCACUCAGCAAAUCCUUCAGGUGGCGCCAAAUCAAUUCAUCACGUCCCACCAGCAACAGCAGCAGCAGCAACUUCACAACCAACUGAUACAGCAGCAGCUACAGCAACAGGCGCAGGCACAAGUUCAAGCCCAAGUGCAGGCUCAAGCGCAACAGCAACAACAGCAGCGAGAGCAGCAGCAGAAUAUUAUCCAGCAGAUUGUGGUGCAACAGUCUGGAGCGACUUCUCAACAGACUUCCCAGCAGCAACAGCACCACCAAUCCGGGCAACUACAGCUAAGUAGCGUGCCCUUCUCAGUUUCUUCGUCAACGACGCCAGCCGGAAUAGCUACCUCUAGUGCUCUGCAGGCAGCCCUCUCCGCCUCUGGCGCCAUCUUUCAGACAGCUAAGCCGGGUACUUGCAGUUCCUCCUCCCCCACAAGCAGUGUGGUCACAAUUACCAACCAGAGCAGCACUCCUUUGGUCACCAGCAGUACGGUGGCCAGUAUACAGCAGGCUCAGACGCAAUCUGCUCAGGUCCACCAACAUCAGCAGCUAAUCAGCGCCACAAUUGCCGGAGGGACUCAACAACAGCCACAGGGACCGCCAUCACUUACACCCACCACAAAUCCAAUUUUGGCCAUGACCUCGAUGAUGAAUGCUACAGUGGGUCACCUUUCCACUGCUCCGCCUGUAACUGUUUCUGUGACAAGCACCGCUGUUACUUCGUCGCCGGGUCAGCUGGUUCUCUUAAGCACGGCUAGUAGCGGUGGAGGAGGUAGCAUACCAGCCACGCCCACCAAAGAGACACCUUCGAAAGGGCCCACCGCAACCCUGGUGCCCAUUGGUUCGCCCAAGACUCCUGUAUCAGGAAAGGACACCUGCACUACCCCCAAAUCAUCUACUCCUGCCACUGUCAGCGCAUCCGUAGAGGCCAGUAGUUCCACAGGCGAAGCCCUGUCCAAUGGAGAUGCCUCAGAUAGGUCUUCCACGCCGUCAAAGGGCGCUACCACUCCCACCAGCAAGCAAAGCAAUGCAGCAGUGCAGCCACCGAGUAGCACCACUCCCAACAGUGUCAGUGGGAAAGAAGAGCCGAAGCUGGCAACCUGCGGCAGUUUAACGUCCGCAACAUCAACUUCAACCACGACAACGAUCACCAAUGGGAUUGGAGUAGCCAGAACGACAGCCAGCACGGCUGUCUCAACCGCUAGCACAACCACUACCAGUUCUGGCACCUUUAUCACAAGUUGCACCAGCACAACCACAACCACCACGUCGAGUAUCAGUAAUGGAUCGAAGGAUCUCCCCAAGGCGAUGAUUAAGCCGAACGUCUUAACUCACGUCAUCGAUGGCUUCAUCAUCCAGGAGGCCAACGAGCCAUUUCCCGUCACCAGACAGCGAUAUGCAGACAAAGACGUCAGCGAUGAGCCGCCAAAGAAAAAGGCAACCAUGCAGGAGGACAUCAAGCUAAGUGGAAUAGCAUCAGCUCCAGGCUCGGAUAUGGUUGCUUGCGAGCAGUGUGGAAAGAUGGAGCACAAAGCAAAGCUGAAACGGAAGCGCUACUGUUCGCCAGGAUGCUCGAGGCAGGCAAAGAACGGCAUCGGUGGAGUUGGAUCAGGAGAGACGAACGGCCUGGGGACAGGUGGUAUAGUUGGGGUGGACGCCAUGGCAUUGGUGGACAGGCUGGAUGAAGCCAUGGCUGAGGAGAAGAUGCAGACAGAGGCCACCCCAAAGCUUUCAGAAUCGUUUCCUAUUUUGGGAGCCUCAACAGAAGUACCUCCAAUGUCACUGCCAGUCCAAGCGGCGAUUUCUGCGCCCUCGCCUCUUGCAAUGCCUCUAGGAUCGCCAUUGUCAGUUGCACUUCCAACUCUUGCACCACUGUCUGUAGUCACUUCUGGCGCGGCGCCCAAGUCUUCGGAAGUGAAUGGAACAGAUCGUCCGCCAAUCAGCAGCUGGAGUGUGGACGAUGUCAGCAACUUCAUUCGAGAACUGCCUGGUUGUCAGGACUACGUGGACGACUUUAUACAGCAGGAGAUCGACGGCCAAGCGCUUCUGUUGCUCAAGGAGAAGCAUUUGGUGAACGCUAUGGGCAUGAAGCUGGGUCCAGCUCUUAAAAUUGUGGCCAAGGUGGAGUCCAUUAAGGAGGUCCCGCCACCUGGCGAGGCCAAGGAUCCAGGAGCGCAGUAGGGCAGCUAGAGCACGAAAAGCCGAAAAAGAUGAUCUCCUAACCGAGCAGUGGACCUGGUUCAACCAAGUCUGUCGUGCCAGGUGAUUCUGAUUCAAUCGGGCAGGCGAAAAGGACGCGAAUCCAUUUGCAAAAUAUUAUUAGCAUCAGGCCAUCAGGUCUUAAACCCAUUGACUUUGUACAUACUCCCAAGAUCACUUAUAAGCAUAUUCAUUUAUAAAUUAAACUAACAGUCAACAGUCAAAAACGAAUGGAAUUACUUAAACUAAGGAAAAGCUAUGAAUUAAUUGCCAGCCAAGUAAAUGAAUAAAGUACAUUUUAUAAAUAAGCAUAAGUUUAUAGUCUAAGUAGCAUAUUAAUAACUCCCAACGUCAUGGAUAGUUUGUACAAGUAUUUUAAUCUUAGGAAUCAAAUGUAGCACUAUGAUUGUUCUAACAACUAAGAAUUUUAAGCCUAUGAAUAAUAAUUGAUAUCUAAAUGUGAAUUUGAACUUUUUACUAAAUAAUAUUUGAAUGCCUAGACCUAAGCUUUUUUUUCAAGAUUUUUUUUUUGCAAUUGCUGAAGAAAUUAAAAUGGCACUGAAUAGUGUUUAAUAAAUGUG
Drosophila melanogaster (fruit fly) is the source of this 6048-nucleotide messenger RNA. It is a transcript of the gene ph-p, whose product is annotated as polyhomeotic proximal. The record is from RefSeq and is marked reviewed. Bases 1409 to 5449 code for a protein of 1346 amino acids. The transcript has 5 exons. Gene Ontology annotation, molecular function: zinc ion binding. Lineage: Eukaryota; Metazoa; Arthropoda; Insecta; Diptera; Drosophilidae. Gene Ontology annotation, cellular component: nucleus.